Messenger RNA from Lolium rigidum, 2601 nucleotides. Its product is annotated as SPX domain-containing membrane protein OsI_08463. The transcript has 12 exons. NCBI's taxonomy places the organism in Eukaryota, Viridiplantae, Streptophyta, Magnoliopsida, Poales, Poaceae. Gene Ontology annotation, biological process: transmembrane transport. Gene Ontology annotation, molecular function: transmembrane transporter activity. Bases 294 to 2390 code for a protein of 698 amino acids. Gene Ontology annotation, cellular component: membrane. The record is from RefSeq and is a predicted model, not a curated record.
CUCGCUCGCACCUCCCAAGCCGACCACAGAUACAGCCGAACCUAGCCAUUGCAUUCGCAAGAUACUGGUACAGAUACGCCAUUGCCAUUGCACCUCCCUCUUCCAAAUUCCAGCCGCUUCAUCUCCUCGUGUCUCUGUUCGCGAGAGAUCGCUGUGCCUGCGCGAUCGUGUUCUUUGAUUUGUUGAUGGCCAUCUAAAUUGUGGAGAUUGUUUCGCGGAGAGGAAGGGAUCAGCCGAUCGAGGGAAGGGGAGGAAGGAGCCGCCAAGAACACGUCCGGUAGUAAAACGCCAAGAUGGUUAAUUUCGGGAAGGUCUUGGUGUCAGAUCAAUUGGAAGAGUGGAAAGAAUACUACAUUAAUUACAAAAUGAUGAAGAAAAAGUUAAAACAUUAUGUCCAGCAGACCCAAAAUGGUGGAAGAAAUCAUGAACAGGUUCUUAAAGAGUUCUCAAGAAUGCUUGACGAUCAGAUUGAAAAGGUUGUGCUCUUUCUCUUGAAACAGCAAGGCCAUCUUGCUAGCAGGAUCGAAAAAUUGGGAGAACAGCGUGCUAUGCUCACAGAACAGUCUGAUAUAUCCCAGGUUUCUCAAGUGCGAGACGCUUAUCGUCAAGUCGGGCUUGAUCUUGUGAAGCUCCUUAGAUUUGUUGAUAUGAAUGCUACUGGAAUCCGGAAGAUACUUAAGAAGUUUGAUAAACGCUUCGGCUAUAGAUUUACAGACUAUUAUGUCUCAACUCGUGCGAAUCAUCCUUAUUCUCAGCUUCAGCCGAUCUUCAAACAAGUGGGUAUUGUAGCUGUUGCUGGUGCUCUGACACGAAACCUUGCAUCUCUGCAAAAUCAUCAUGGAAGCUAUACGUCAAUCUAUGACCAUCCAUCAAUUACCUUGAAGGAUCCUGUCAUAGAACAAAUAAAUCAUUCAGUACAAAAACUCACGAACUCCACAACCUUCCUGAAAUUCCUAGGGCAACACGCACUCAUUGUUCCAGAAGAUGUGCAAACUAGCUCAGACGAUCUUGUUGAUGACCAGAGCUACCAUUUCAUGUCGCUGAUGCUCAACCUAGUGAACACAUUCCUCUACAUGGUAAACACAUAUAUCAUCGUUCCGACCGCAGAUGACUAUUCGGUGAGCCUUGGCGCAGCGGCAACCGUCUGCGGUGUGGUCAUCGGGUCGAUGGCAGUUGCCCAAGUGUUCUCCUCGGUUUAUUUUAGUGCCUGGUCAAAUAAGUCGUACUUCAGACCCCUUGUAUUCAGCAGCAUCAUGCUGUUUUCAGGGAACCUGCUGUAUGCUUUGGCGUAUGAUUUCAAUUCCAUAACUGUUCUCAUUCUUGGCCGGCUACUCUGCGGGCUGGGUUCUGCCAGAGCUGUGAACCGUCGGUAUAUCAGCGACUGUGUGCCUCUGAAAAUCAGGCUGAAGGCCUCUGCAGGGUUCGUUAGUGCUAGUGCACUUGGAAUGGCAUGCGGUCCUGGGCUUGCUGGUUUGCUGCAGACAGAGUUCAAGAUCUACGGUGUCACCUUUAAUCAGAACACCUUGCCCGGGUGGGUCAUGUGCCUUGCUUGGGUUGUUAACUUGAUUUGGCUGUGGAUUUCAUUCAAAGAGCCAGAUCACAUUGCUAAAGAGAACGCAGCCAACACACAGUCAUCUGAUUCCACAGACCAUCGACGAAGUGACAAUUUAGAGGAUGGUCUAGCACAACCUUUACUCACGGAGGAGAAGGAGAGACAGGAUGAAAAUGUCAAGGAUGAUGACGACAAGGAGGAAGACCGUAAAGAAUGUCAUAAGCCAGCAACAUCUCUUGCCGCAGCAUACAGAUUGCUCACGCCCUCUGUUAAGGUUCAGUUAUUGAUCUACUUCAUGCUCAAGUUUACAAUGGAAAUUCUACUCUCAGAGUCGAGUGUUGUCACUUCGUUCUAUUUUAACUGGUCCACGGGUAGUGUGGCCAUCUUUCUAGCAGUUCUUGGGCUGACAGUUCUUCCGGUCAAUAUCAUCGUGGGAAGCUACGUUACCAACUUGUUUGAAGACAGGCAAAUUUUGGUGGCGUCUGAAAUCAUGGUCCUGAUCGGCAUCGCCGCGAGCUUCCAUUUCACCUCAAGCUACUCCGUUCCACAAUACGUCACGUCGGCUAUCAUCACGUUUGUGUUCGCCGAGGUGCUGGAAGGGGUCAACCUGUCCCUUCUUUCCCGGGUGAUGUCGUCGAGGCUUUCCCGGGGUACCUACAACGGCGGGCUCCUCUCGACGGAGGCCGGGACGCUGGCCCGGGUCACCGCGGACGUGACGAUCACAGCGGCGGGGUAUCUGGGGCAGAGCCAGCUCCUGAACGCCACCCUGGUCCCGUCCUUGGUCAUCUGCCUAGCCUCCAUCGCCGCGACGUUCGGCACUUACAACAGCCUGUACUGAGAAACAACUCCCUCGAUGAAACAUGGAUCGACGGCAAGCUGCUGUCUGAAGCUUUUGCGGUGACGCUGUAAAUGUUAGCUCCGUCACUGCUAGUGCUAGAUGCUGCGUCCCAAAGUGUUGUAUGGAAAUGGAAGCUAAACGAGCUGCCAAAUGUCCUACUGUAGCAAAUACACUUGAAAUAAUAAAGUGACAUGGCCCUUUAUGCAACAAA